Triplophysa rosa is the source of this 1311-nucleotide messenger RNA. RefSeq names its product mast cell protease 1A-like. Bases 385 to 1149 code for a protein of 254 amino acids. Lineage: Eukaryota; Metazoa; Chordata; Actinopteri; Cypriniformes; Nemacheilidae. The transcript has 5 exons. The record is from RefSeq and is a predicted model, not a curated record. Gene Ontology annotation, molecular function: serine-type endopeptidase activity. Gene Ontology annotation, biological process: proteolysis.
GUUGCAUGCAUUUUAAGUAUUUAAGUAGUUAAACAUAAGAGACAUUAUUAAAGAGUAUUAACAGCUACAUGAUCUUGUGAGGUCAAUCUCUGGACCUUUAGGCUUUUUAUUGAAGUCCUCAUGAGGCUAACAGAAAAUGACAUGCUAGUGCGGACCGCAUUUGCUUCCUCGAAAGGUUCGUGUAGGCAAAAUGACAUCAUUUCUUGUGUAUGCAUGUAUUUUGCACAACUGCACUACACCUAGUGUAUCACACGAAAAGUCUUGUUAAACUAUUAUACCACAAGAUAAAAAAACUGUGGGUAACUCAAUGCCUCCACCUCCUUCUCAUUACAGUAUAUAUAACAGUGUUUUCUCAGUGAGAUCUCUCAGAUUCUCAUCUUCAUCAUGACCGUCAUCUCUCUGCUCCUGUUGGGCUCUCUGCUGCCACACCUGAGCUCCUCUGCCAGUGUGAAUGUAGGAAUAGUAAAUGGCACUGAAGCACGACCUCACUCCAGACCUUACAUGGUUUCUGUUCAGCAGUACAGGUCGCAUAAGUGUGGAGGAUUCCUCAUCUCUGAUCAGUUUGUCAUGACUGCUGCACAUUGCAGAAACACCACCGAGACUCUGACGGUUGUGGCAGGUGCACAUGACUUAAGAAAUAAAAAUGAAAAAUCAGUCCGUAUUGGUGUGAGCUCUUAUGAGAAGCAUCCGUCCUACAAGCCAGUUCCAGAGUUACAAGGGGACAUUAUGAUUCUGAAGCUAGAGAAAAAAGUCCAACUAAAUAGCAACAUUAAGACGAUCCUCAUUCCAACAACACCAGAGGAGAUCAAAAAGGGUACUGACUGCAGCGUUGCAGGCUGGGGGCGUCUGGAGACUAAUGGUGCACCGAGUCCUAAACUUAUGGAGGCAGACGUGAGGAUUAUGAGUGAAGCGGUCUGUGCAAGUCGAUGGGGCCACUUGUAUGUAGCUUCACAGAUGAUGUGUACACAUGGCCAGGGAGGAUCCUGUGACGGGGAUUCAGGGGGUCCAUUGGUUUGUGGCAACACUGCAGUGGGUGUAACAUCCUUCGGUUCCAUUAACAACUGCAAUGAUCCUGAUCUACCUGAAGUUUAUACUGAAAUUUCAGCAUUUCUUCCAUGGAUCCAUAAUGUAACUAGAAGAGCUAAUUGACCUCUGCAUAAACAAAUUGUUUUUCAUUUCUCAAAAAUGACCCCUGUUUAGCAUACUUUAAUCUGCUGUAGCCUAAGUACAAUUACAAACGGUACAACUACUGUAAAUGUGUUUCUUCCAAUUGUGUUACAGUGGUAGUAUGGGAGUGUUUAAUUGUUUAAU